Molecule: messenger RNA, 3161 nt
Organism: Exophiala viscosa
Lineage: Eukaryota; Fungi; Ascomycota; Eurotiomycetes; Chaetothyriales; Herpotrichiellaceae
Product: alpha,alpha-trehalose-phosphate synthase
Exons: 2
Coding region: 176-3046 (956 amino acids)
Biological process (GO): trehalose biosynthetic process
Cellular component (GO): alpha,alpha-trehalose-phosphate synthase complex (UDP-forming); cytosol
Molecular function (GO): trehalose-phosphatase activity
Source: RefSeq, a predicted model, not a curated record
GUCUGUUUCGACUCGCCGUGGCAACCCUGGCCAUUCCUUCUAGGUCCUUGGCCCGCCUCGUCACUAGCACCGUUGCACGUCCUUACUCUGGUCUCGAGAACACCUACCAUAACCUACAUAUCUCCUUGUAAGACGCGUUGGAAUCUUCCUCGGACGGUUCAUACCGCAUGAUACAAUGACCGUCUUUGUGGCCAGUCUCUUCCUUCCUUACACGGUCAACUUUGACGGACCGCCAUCAUGGACGGGACCAGCUUCACGGUCUCCGAAGCUGCAUCGAGCUGAACCAGGAAUACCCGAAGCCAUCUCCCCACCCGUCUCUCAAAAGCCAUCCCUUGACAAUCAGUCAGCCAUCAGCUUGUUUGCAACCACCCCGAAACCCGUGGGGGCCCUCACGCAGAGUCCAGGUUCGCUGAUUCAGACGCCUGGCGCAACCACAGACCACGAGAAGAUCUUCCGUCCUCACAUCGAGCGACCGAUAGCACUGUCCCUUCCAAGUCACAUCAAGGAGAAGAACAAUGACAUCCAGGUGGAUCAACAGGAUCUGCAACAGCAGCGUCCUGUCCAGCUGAAAGACCUUCGAGGCAUCUCGCGACACGACCUACACUCACCUGGUUGGGGCAAGAGCUUUGUCUGGAACCAGCCACCGUCACGAGCCAAGUCCCCUCCUCCGAGCUCUAUCCUGAAACAUGCAGCAAUCGAACUUAAAGAGAAGGCGGCGGCUGUGGCGUUAGGCGCCCAGAAACAAUUAGGGCGCAAGGGACACCGGAGGUCAAGAACGGGUGGUUCUGAAGUUCAGUUCUCAGAAUACAAUUACACCAUCGAGAAGGCGGUCAUCGGCAACGGAGGUCUCUUCAACGCCAUUGAUGCUGCGGCCGACGCUGAUCUGCUCGAUGAGAAGCUCUGGGUGGGCACUGUGGGCUGUCCGAUUGAUGUGUUGGAAGAUCACAUGAGAGAGAACAUCGCAGAAAAGCUGGAAAAUGAUCACGAAUCGCUGGCAGUCUACGUCAGUGACAGCGAUCUCAACGGCCACUAUGAGCAUUACUGCAAGACCAUCCUCUGGCCAGUCUUCCACUACCAGAUCCCAGAUCAUCCAAAAAGCAAGGCAUAUGAGGAUCACUCCUGGGUGUUCUAUGUCAAGGUCAACGAAGCUUUUGCUGAUCGCAUAGCCAAGAACUGGAAGAAGGGAGAUAUCAUUUGGAUUCACGAUUAUCAUCUGCUCCUCGUGCCCGGUCUGUUGCGACAAAAGCUGCCCGAUGCUGAGAUCGGCUUCUUCCUGCACACUGCGUUCCCAUCCUCAGAGAUCUUCCGAUGUCUUGCUGUCCGACGCGAGCUUUUGGAGGGCAUUCUUGGUGCUGACAUGAUUGGGUUCCAAAAUGACGAGUACGGCCACCACUUUCUGCAGACUUGCAGUCGAUUGCUGAAUGUGGAAGCCACCAAACUCGGCGUUAUCCUCGAAAAUGGAAGAUUCGUCCACGUCAGCACCUGCCCUAUUGGCAUCGAUCCGAAAGCGAUUGACCAACAACGUCGCGUGCCUGAAGUGCUAGAUUGGGUCAACACUAUCACUGACAAGUAUCGCGGAAAGCGCAUCAUCGUUGGUCGAGACAAGCUAGACAACAUCCGUGGUGUGCGCCAGAAGAUCUUGUCCUAUGAGCUGUUCCUCAACAAAUAUCCAGAAUACAGGGAUCAGGUGGUUCUCAUUCAGAUUGCGACUUCGUCCACUGAAGACCCUGAGCUCAGCGCGACCGUUGCGGACAUUGUCACCCGAGUCAAUUCGACUCACUCUACGCUAGCUCACCAACCCCUGGUAUUUCUGAAACAGGACAUCGAUUUCGCCCAGUAUUUGGCCCUUCUCACUGUUGCCGAGUGCCUCAUGAUCACCAGCUUGCGAGAGGGAAUGAACUUGACAAGCCAUGAGUUCGUCAUGUGCCAAGACGGUCAAUUCGCCGAAGCCAAGCAUGGUCCCCUGAUUCUUAGUGAGUUCACUGGUUCGGCGACCGUCUUUGGACACAAUGCCAUUCUGGUCAACCCGUGGCAUUACACCCAGUGUGCCGACGCCAUCAAGCAGGCUCUGGAUAUGGGCUCUGAGGAGAGAAGCCGACGAUGGAAGGCAAUGUACGAUUAUGUCGUCAACCAGAAUGCCAACGUCUGGUACGAACAGUAUACUAAGGCCCUCAACAAUGCUUGGAAAGAACACUCAGUCCGUGAGGCGACUUCGGUCCCACGACUAUCAGUGAGUGCGGUCAAGACAAAGUAUCAGAAAGCGCCGAGACGUCUCAUAAUCCUGGACUAUGAAGGCACGCUGGCGUCAUGGGGCUCUCCCACUGACAUCAUCUUGACCACUCCCAAGCGUUCGGUCGAUGUAUUGAAUGACCUUACUGAGGACAAGAAAAACAUUGUCUACGUCAUGAGCUCCAGGAUGCCUGAGGAGUUGGAACGAUUGUUCAGUCCGGUCACUGGGCUCGGAAUGAUUGCCGAGAAUGGUGCCUAUGUCAAGGCACCCGAUACGGACGAAUGGGAGGAGCUCGCAAAUUCAGACCAUGCCAAAGAAUGGAAGAAGGGCGUUCGCAGCAUCCUCCAAUACUACGUGGACAGAAUCGAAGGCAGUCGAAUAGAGGAACGGCAUUCGGCUUUGGUCUUUGAUUAUGCAGAAGCUGAAGACUUGGCUGGGGCUUUCAAACAAGCUGGCGAGUGUGCUAACCACAUCAACGAUGCUUGUCAAGGCCAGGGCGUGGGUGCGGUACCGAUCGAGGAGGGUUUGUAUAUUUCCGAAAUCGGUAUCAACAAAGGAUUGGCUGCACAGAUGAUCAGCGACACUCUUGAGAAGUCGAGUCACGCUAUGCCCGACUUUCUGAUGGUGGUCGGCGAUUCCAGAGAAGAUGAAUAUGUGUUUAACUGGGCGCACAAACUGGAAAAGGCAGGCAAGAUUCGGGAUGUGGUGACUAUCACACUGGGAGGAAGAAAUACCGAGGCUUCAGCCACGCUAACGCAAGGCGUGACCGGUGUGUUGUCGAUCCUUGAAAAGUUGGUCAGGAUCUCGCAAUCCUAAGGGUGUGGUCAGACUAUCUGUUGGUUGGAGGUGCUUUUGAGCUCUCGGCUUCGAAAAGAACAGCUUGACGUGCGAGCAGAGCAUGAGCAGGUUGACGGUAUGAAUGAAUAGACGG